Molecule: messenger RNA, 798 nt
Organism: Lachancea fermentati
Lineage: Eukaryota; Fungi; Ascomycota; Saccharomycetes; Saccharomycetales; Saccharomycetaceae
Source: the annotation of a GenBank genome assembly
AUGAGUAAGAGACUAGAUCUCCCUAACUGCUUUGAACAUUUAAGAUCAAGAGUUGAAAAGACGUUAACGCCCUUCGUCCGCAUAAGCGCAGAAAAAGGAUUAACUGGGCGAUUUGAUAGCAAGUUCGGUGGGGAUCCGUAUUUGCCUCUCGGGUUUGAAUACCCGCUUGAUGAGACUGGGGAGCCAAUGAAGCUACUUGCUCAAAUCAAUUUUGGGCAGGUACCUUCAAUACCAAACUUCCCCAUUUCUGGUAUUCUCCAAUUCUACUUGAGCGUAAAGGAUGAAUUAUACGGAUCUGGAUAUGAUGACAGAUAUAAUCAAAAAAACUUUCGGGUAAUUUACUUUGAUGAUAUCCAAACAAGCGAGAAAGAUCUUCUAACCGAUUUUGAGUUCACAAAGCUGUCGAAAGAAGAUGUCUUUCCGAUUUCUAGUGGAUGCGAAGCAAGACUAAGCUUUACCAAAGAUGAAGAAUUCAUGAGCCUUGGUGAUUUUCGUCUAGAAAGGGAAUGUGGAAUCAGUAUGAACGGAUGGGAGGCGGAACUUGACGACUUUUACGUCAAAUGCUCUGAAUCAUCUAUGGGUCAUAAAAUUGGUGGUUAUGCUGGUUUUACGCAACAUGAUCCUCGGAGUGAGGUUGGAGUACUUUCCGAACACACUCAAUUAUUACUUCAGAUCGAUAGUGAUGACAAUAUUGAUUGUAGUUGGGAUGACGCUGGUGUUGGAAACUUCUUUAUUAGAGAAGACGAUCUGAAGAAAAAGAACUUUACCAGAGUUUUUUUCAACUUUGAUUCGCACUGA